AUGUCUUUUGAUUUGUGUCAUAAAUUCUGGGUUGCGACCCGAAAGGAUCUUAACCAACUUAUAAAGAGGCAGAAUCGACUGAAAAAAAUAGAACCGCCAGAGGAUUCGGCAUUAUCAUUCAAAAUAUUCUCCGAGCUGUAUGUCUUGUAUGUGGAACUUGUGAACAAAUUAAGCUUCAUCUACCACCACACGUUCCAAGUGCAGAAACGUGCCGUGGUCCGCGUAUUGGUUGAAAGCGCCACCCAGCAGCUGAUGAAGCUCAAGGAGGAGCUGAAGAACAUGGAGUUGAGCGAGUACGUCUAUAUAGAUCAGGCCUUGAUUGCGCGAAAACUUACCCCGCGGGAUUUGGUAAUAUGGAGAUCUCCGCAAUUUCUCUACCGACGUCCUCUCGAUGCUCAGAACAUAUUAACGGACAAUAAACUGUACAUGAACGACGAAGAAAAGGAGGAAAAGGCAGCCAAGGAAUGGGAAAAGGUUACGGAAGCGGUAACGCUUAUACAGGCUCACGAAAGAGCACGAAGAGCAAGGGUUUACAUGUCCAACAUAUUGUACGACAAAAAGAAAUAUCUCAAGGUCUACCAACGCAAGAAGAUCAGCUACAGUUUUACCUUCAAGCCGGAUCAAGCCAUGAGUAUUCCAGUAAAACGAACCAUCUUCAAUGCGGACUUCCUCAAACCCGAUGCGGCCUGCGAUGAUCUCAGGAACAGAGAUGACAAUAUAGAGCCACCUAUAGACGAGGAGGAAGUGAAACGUAUGAAUAAGAUAAGGAAUGAUGCUGCAUCCAAAAUUCAAUCAUGGUGGCGCACAUACAAAACUAGAAAAAUAUUUAAAAUUAAAAGGAAGUUUAAGGAAGAGCUCUAUGGCAUGAAAAAAACUAGGAGGGUUGUGCGACCAAAUUUGUUUGCCAAUUCAGUUCUCGAAAUGUACAAAAACGAGAUGCUGAAGAAAAAGCUGGAUGAAGACUUUGAGAAACUAAUCGCCGACGAAAGAGUACGUCUGCUGCAGAUGCGGACACCAUGGAUGAUGGAGGACAUAUCCGAUCAUAUUCGUGCCUGGUUUCGCGAAUUCUAUGAUAAGACUGGAAAUUUUCAUCCUUAUCCCGAUCCGGUCAAAACAGGAACCGUUUUAGUGGUCAUAGACGAGACCAUGACCCCUUUGGAAUUUCAGGACACGCUGAACAAAAAGCCAAUGACCAAAGAGGAGAAGAAAAAAUUGGCGGAGAAAAGGAAGGCAGAGAAAAAGAAACUAAAGGAAAAGCUAAAGAAACAGAAAAUGAAAGAAGCGAAGCGUAGAAAAAAAUUAAAGGAUGCCGGAAUUAUCGAUGUCGGCUAUGAAUUGUCAUCAAGCAAAGCAAUAGAAAAAAUUGAAACUACCAUGAAGGCAUUCGGUAUUGAUUGGAGAAAUAUUGACGAGUACCUCAACAAGAAUCACGAUCCCAUAAAAGAUUGGGUUACCCAGGAAGAGCUGGCAAAAAUACAUCAGGAGCUGAGAGGAUUGGUUGACGAGUACAUGCGGGUGGAGUAUGAGUUGCUCCGAAAAGCAUUAGCAAAAGAUACCAAGACCAAAUACAAGGCUCAAAAGGUGCGCAAAGCCAAACCGAAGAAGGAAAAGAAAAAGAAGGUUCCUAAGGACAUGACUGCAGACCGGACGCUCGAUUCGCUAUAUGAAGAGCUCAAGUCGGAAGGCAUUAUUGAGGAAGUUUCCCACAGGGACUUUGACGAAUUCAUUGCCGACUUCAACUUCGUGGCAGACGACACUAGAGACGAGGACAGAUUAACAACUGUGGGUCCUGCCAAGGGAGACAUCAAAAUGAUCAUCCAGGACUGUAUGCUGGGAAUGGGAGAGUUCGCAAUUCCAAAGCCAAAGUCGAUUUUGCUGAUUGGCCCGCUCAACAGUGGAAAGAAGCUGCUGAGCAACAUUAUUGCCUCUGAACUAGAUGCUGUGUUUUUCAACCUCAGCCCAGAGAAGACAUUUAAGUACGCUGAUGAUAUGAAAUAUUUUUUGCACGUCGUCAUGAAAGUGGCGAGGGCCUUCCAACCCUCUAUUCUAUAUGUUGAGGAGGCGCAUCGUCUCUAUUGGAAGAAGAUACCGCCCGAUCAAGUGGAAAUAAAUCCAAGGUUGCUCGGACCUUCUAUUGCAAAGAAAAUUCUAAAGCCAAUCAAAAAAGACGACAAGAUCAUAUUGCUUGGAACCAGCAGUAUGCCUUGGUCUGCAAAGGGAAAGCUCAAAAGAGCCUUUCAGAAAGUAGUCCUUAUUCCGAAGUGCGACUACGGUACAAGCUUCUUGCUCUGGCUGGAGCUUAUGACAGAAAAUGCCGCAGACGACAUGGAGGACUACACGUAUUCUGCGUUGGCCAAGGUUUUGCAAGCCUACAAUUCUGGGGAUAUUACGUCGAACGUUGCUGAAACACUGGACAUUGAAAGGAGAAGGCGCUUGAAAAACGAUCCACUCGAUCCGCAUGAGUUCUUAGAGUGUUUCUUGAGCAAAACAGACACUCCAAUAUUUCCGCCAGAUGCUAAGCUGAUGGAGAAAUUCAACAAAUGGUUCGGAAAAUCAAAUAAAUUUCAAAAAAUGCGACGCAAGUUUAUGGCCAAGAAAAUGGCGAAGGAUAAGAAGAAGAAGUAAAGCAGAUAUUCAUUUUCUUGAUACUCCCACUUAUGUGCCAUCUAUGUAAGUAUGAUCCAUGGAAAUUUAGUUCGAAAAAGAAUUUAUGCUGACAACUCAAUGUAUGGGAAUAUUUUUAUAAUAUAAAUAUAUUUAAUGCAUUUGAGAAA
Scaptodrosophila lebanonensis is the source of this 2774-nucleotide messenger RNA. Its product is annotated as dynein regulatory complex protein 11. NCBI's taxonomy places the organism in Eukaryota, Metazoa, Arthropoda, Insecta, Diptera, Drosophilidae. Bases 1 to 2625 code for a protein of 874 amino acids. The transcript has 8 exons. The record is from RefSeq and is a predicted model, not a curated record. Gene Ontology annotation, molecular function: ATP hydrolysis activity; protein binding; ATP binding.